AUGUCAGCGGAAAGACGUAAAGCGAUUUUGCUGAAAAUCGACCCCAAAUUGGCUGCCAUGACGGUGGCAGAACCUAGUUCAUCCAGUGAUGGGAUGUUAUUUGGUGAUACCUUCGGGAAGGGCCUGGGGUCCUAUGUUAAAACCUUUACGGCCAUUGAUAAAGCCCAGGCCAAUAUGAAGCGCAUGUUUGCACCUAAGGUUUUCUGA
Pelobates cultripes (western spadefoot toad) is the source of this 207-nucleotide messenger RNA. The record is from the annotation of a GenBank genome assembly. Lineage: Eukaryota; Metazoa; Chordata; Amphibia; Anura; Pelobatidae.